Drosophila subobscura is the source of this 588-nucleotide messenger RNA. RefSeq lists its product as uncharacterized. The transcript has 2 exons. Lineage: Eukaryota; Metazoa; Arthropoda; Insecta; Diptera; Drosophilidae. The coding region runs from base 12 to 587 and encodes 191 amino acids. The record is from RefSeq and is a predicted model, not a curated record.
AAGCGCUAAAGAUGCGCUUUGGUAACGUUCUGUUCUUGUCACUGUGCCCUCUGCUGCUCCUACUUUUGGUCAGCUCUGUGGCAGGCAAUAGAAGACAUCAUAGACUGCACAGGAGCGCUAGAGCUCGGUCGUAUGCCAAUCCUUUCGUUGCCAUUGAGUACUAUGCAGAGCCCAGAAUAACUUUAAGGCGUACUGACGCCGAGAAAGCGGCCGUUAAACCCAACAGCACGGACUACGAUAUGUUUUGGGAAGAAAAAACGCUGCUCAGACAUCGACAUCUAAGUCUAGUUGGUAAUCAGCAGCCGGCCACUGCUUUCUUUGCCAACUGCCAGAAUAUAUUCAAGGAGAAGGAUUUUGCGGCGCAUGUCGUGAAGGGUAUCCUGGAUGCGAUUACGAAACGGCUGGAGCAGCUGUGCGCUGACAAGAAACUGCAUCCACUGUAUCCAAGGAUGCUGGCGGGGAAUCUCUAUUGCAGCUCCAGCAUACAGGACACCAUGGACAUGCUGCUCGAUCUGCUGUUGGAUCAGGUGGAAAGGAAUUGCGAUCAAAUAGCUGGAUUCCAAAGCAUUUAUAUCUUCACCAAAUAAA